GUCUCUAAUUAAAGAGAAGAUGAGAGUAAAUAUUAUCCCUGUCAAUCUUCUUAGCCACAACCAAUCUAGAUCCGUGGGGGUCUGCCUAUAAAAGGAGGCUCACCGGGGUGCCCAGCCUCCAUUUUGUCUCAGCUUUUGGAGUGUACAGUGCUAGACACUUUACACUCUGGUAAACAGGACAGCAAGGAGACAAAAAGGGGUGUGAACCAGAGUGAGGACCGGACCAGCUCAGACCAGCGCAGACAGGACCAGACCGGAAGUACCACAGACGGCGCAGCAGCGGCAGCUGUGGCCUCGACCGGGAACUUUAGCGUUCUUCUGAGCAAGAACACCUGUGUUCCAGCCAGGGAGUGCUUUACUGCCUCCUCACAGAAAAUCUAGUUGACGGUGGAAGAAUUACCUGGAGUGGACUGCAAAAAAAAAAAAAAAAAAAAAAAACAGAACUGCAAGAGUCAAGAGAGUGUUGGUGUGUUCAGGCCAGAGUCUCUGUUCUAUACAGCAGCAAAUCCUAGGACUUGAUUGCUCUCCAUUCACUGUUUCUACCUGUGCUGAGUGCCUGUCCUAAGAUUCUGAUAGAGGUUGUUUUCCCUUGGCAUAUACACACACUGCUGAGUUGGGAAGCUGCUUCAUUUGCAUUUAGCAUCCAGUGCCAGUCUCUGGUAAACUUGGGAAACAAAUAGAAACUCCGAGAUUGUUAAUCAGUAUACGUGAGUUUACUUGCAAAGAAAAAAGAAGUAUGGAGCCCAUAUUGAUAAAUGCUCAAGUCCAGAUGUGGAGUGCAAAGGCAGGAAUGUCCAAGUCAAGAAAUGCACUCAUUGAAACAUGUGUAGGAAAACGAGAAGUUAAACUUAUUCUCUAUUUCAGCACUGGAAAGAUUAAGACUUUGCAACUACACGAUAAUAUUAAAAGUGUGGUCCUUCAAACCUAUGGCGAAGACCAGAAUUACCUACAUUUGACUUUUAAAAAUAAUGAUUUCUUGUUUGUUGAGAAACUCACCACCACAGAUGCCAGAAGACUGAAGAGAUUUCUAGACAAAACCUCUCAAGGUAGUAUUCGGCCAGCCAGAAGUGAUGAGAGAUGUGGUGAGCCUAGCACAAGUGCACAGGAGUUGAAUGGCUCUGGAAGUUCAUGUGAAACAAAUAGUGAGUGCUUUGAAUCACCCAAAGAAAGUGAAAUGUGCAUGUUUCGUGAGUUGUCUUUGCUUCCAUCCUCAUCAACCUUUCUUCACAAUGUAGGAUUAUUAGAAAACCAAUUCAUAAAGAGGAAAAGAUUUUUCUCUGAUUUAGCAAAAAAUGAAAAACAGAGCAACCUGAAGGACAGUAUCAGGGACUUUGAGGCAAAUUUAGUGGUGUGUAUCUCUAAUGAAAAGGGAAAAGAAAGGAAUGUAAGAGAAGUAGACAUCAGUAAGCCAGGGUUUGGAUUUCCAUUUGAGACCAACUAUCCUGAAGAUAGUGGUGUGGAUGUUCGUGAUCUUAAUGAUCUCAUUACAAAAUUAUUUUCUCCAGUUCUGUUGGAAACACACUGUAUUGAGAACGGCCUAGAGUGGCAUGAAUAUAUGAAGACAUACUUGCUUUACCCAGAGAAAUUGUGGCAAGGCCUGCCUAAUGUGGGAAACACCUGCUAUAUAAAUGUUGUAUUACAGUCUCUAUGCUCAAUACCACUGUUUAUUAAUGAUUUAUUCAACCAGGGUUUCCCAUGGAUUAAAGCUCCCAAAGAUGAUUUUAACAUGCUCUUGAUGCAACUGCUUGUUUUGAAAGAUAUUUACAACGCAAGAUUUAGACAGAAGUUACUUAUAGGUAUUACAAAAGCCCUCCCCAUAUUUGGAGAGAUAUUUGCUGUUGACAGGCAGAAUGAUGCUCAUGAGUUUUUAAGUCUCUGUUUAGUUCAGUUGAAGGAGACUUUCCAAAGAGUAACCAUGAUGUGGCAGUCUGAAAAUGAUUCGGGGGAUUUUUACUUACUUAAAGACAUUUUUGCUGAUUAUGCUACUAUCAACAAAAUGCCCGUUUGUCCUGUUACCAAUAAUUUUGAAUUUGAGUUGCUAAGCUCCAUUUUUUGUAAAGCUUGUGGCCUGACUCUUUUUAAGGGAGAACCAAGUAGAUACCUUUCUAUCAACAUUCCCCAAGGAGGGAAAGACAUGUCCAUCCAGUCCACUUUAGAUCUUUUCUUUAGUGCAGAGGAGCUUGAGCAUAGGUGUGAAAAGUGUUUGUACAACAAAUCUGUUUCAUUUCACAGGUUUGGCCGGCUACCCAGGGUAAUUAUUGUUCAUCUGAAACGCUAUCACUUUAAUGAGUCAUGGGUAAUGAAGAAGGAUGAGCGGCCCAUCCUUGUUUCCAAAUACUUAAGGCUGUCUUGUCACUGUAGCAAAAGCACAAAACCGCCCCCACCCCUUCGCCCAGGUGAACAUGUUAAGAAUCUUGACUUAUUAAAACCCCUUGAAGUGUUGGGUUCCGAAAUACUCAAAUUGCCUUUUAAUUCAGUGAGGACCUCUAGAUCCAAGGGUUUCGAAACUAUAAACAUCACAUCAAACAGGGAGUCAGAAGCACAAAGUGGGAAAAGAGUCUCUGAAGUGUUGAGUGGAAAAGUGCAGCAGGAAAAUUCAGGGAAAGGUGACACAGCACAUAUAGUUGGGUCAGAACUUACAAAGGAGACUGAGAAACUCAAGAAACAUGAGGAAGAGCAUAGACCCAGUGAUUUAGAUUCUGGUAGUAUCAGGGAGGCCCAAAAGUACCAACAGGCUGAGAAAUGUAACGAAGGGAGAAGUGAUAAGCAGAUUUCCCUAGAGGCACUUACUCAAAGCCGUCCAAAACCAAUCUCCCAGGAACAGACAGAAAACCUUGGGAAAACUACACUGUCACAUACCCAGGAUAGUAGUCAGAGUUCACAGAGCUCAUCAGAUUCCAGUAAGAGCUCCCGAUGCAGUGAUGAUCUCGAUAAGAAGGCAAAGCCUACACGCAAGGUGGAUCCAACAAAGUUAAAUAAAAAAGAAGAUAAUGUUUACAGGCUUGUUAAUAUUAUCAACCAUAUUGGGAACAGUCCCAAUGGAGGCCACUACAUCAAUGAUGCCUUUGACUUCAAGAGGCAGAGUUGGUUCACUUAUAGUGAUCUACAUGUAACAAGAACCCAAGAGGACUUUGUAUAUAGGGGUCGGAGUUCUACUGGGUAUGUCUUCUUUUACAUGCAUAAUGAUAUAUUUGAAGAGCUCUUGGCAAAGGAAACUCAGUCUACCAGCACAUCCAAGGGUUAGUAAGAGGAGUGUAUGCUUCACAGUACAUGUCUAUCCAAAUGCCUCACUUAUCUAAAUUGGAUAGAGAAGGACAGAUAAUUAGCCCAGGACCAACAGCUCAACGAACAUUUAUAGAGAAACGUUUGUUCCAACCCUGACCACAUCAGUCUUAUAAUUACAGCUCAUGCUAAUGAGUGUUCUCUUAUACAAGUUUGGAACUGUAACUUUUGUAUAGUAUUUUGUCAUAAAUUUUAUUAUUGACAGUAAGGUUUUUCAGUAUUUUGGUGGAAGUUAUAUAAUCCAAAGUUGCCUUUAUACCGAUUAAAAUGACUUAUUUUGCUUCCAGUAAAAGGUAUGUUUUCUCUCAUUUCUGCUUUCUUUCUUGCAUGGCAGCAUAAUAAGUUCUAAUGAAAAAGCUUUUAUAUAUCAGAAGGAAAACCACACAUGCCCAGACACAGCACAGUUCAGACGAGUCUAUCCAGCGCUGUUACCCCAGCCUGCUGCUCUCUUGCUCUUUCUACAUUUGGAAUGGUUCGGUGUCAUCCUCCCCUCCUGGCUUUCUCACAGUGGAUGCCAAUUAAUGGUGAUGCUUAAGUGAAGAGAGAAGAGAACAUUUUAUGGCUGCACAUGUUGGAAAAAAUACAAAAAUGGGGAGAGGGCUGCAUUUAGCUUUUGUUGAUUUUUAGGAGUUUUCAUUAACACUGAACAAUGUUCUUACUGUUCUCUGAUUUAGGCCUUGGUUUUAUAAACUGUUUUCAAAAUAGUUUGAUUUUGUUAAGUCUGUUUUCCAGUGUCUGUCUUUAGUUGUCUUGUCUUUAAUGGGGUUAUUUUCUUAUUAGGAAAAAAACAAUUUCCACUUCUAGAAUUAACGUUGAAGGAGCUCUGCAUGUGCUCGGGACCUACUGUGUGCUCCUUUCUCCAGAAUUCUCUGUUUGGGAUGGUUGACACCGUACUUGUAUUAACUGGACAGAAUAGAUCAGUUGAGAGCCUUCUGAUAACACUGGAGGAUCCUGGUCUACAGAUGUAGCCAAUCUGGAUGCUUGAACUUUUUCACCUCUUCAGUGGCUUUCUGAUAUGUCUCAGUCAUAAGUUUGUAGAAAUCGAGCUUCUCUCCCGUCUGGCCUUCAGCUCUUUGAUAGAGCAUCCUGCGGUUCCUUAUCACCUGGCCUUUCAUUCCAGCUGCCAAACCAGAUGCUUUGCCUUUGAGUGUUCCUCCUCAGUGGAUAUCCUUUCCCAAAUGACAACUCUGGUUAACUGCUCAUUGACUGCAGCCCUCUCGUUCUAGGUUCCUCACUUGCUUAUGGCAUCAACAGUUUUUUGAUUACUUCUAGGUUCCAAUGGCAGCUUCUCAGCUGCUUUUCAACUCAUCAUCAAAAAUGGAAGCACUGUACAUGCUACAAUACCAUUGAGAUCUUGAGACAGUGAGAUUUCUUGUUCUGGUCAAAUAUCUUCUGGAAGCCAGAUUCCCUUCACCACAGAAUCUCUUUCUGGUCAAUCUUGAAGGUGCUUCUACUUCUGUUCCCACAGAGUCUGAGAAUGGACUCACAAGUACAUCAGGGACCAAGUAGAAGCCUGGACUCUACUCUUGCCAAAUAAGAGCAAAGCCAUGACCACACCCCUACCGUCUGUAUUCUGAUGCAGUGGUUUUAAGAGCGGCCUAAUCAGUACCAUCAGGAAGGUGGGAACUCAUGGGAUAUGUGGACUCUGUUGCAGAUUUACUAAUCCCCAGUAUUAUUACAGAGGGCAAUAAUCCAAUGGAGAAUCUAAUGUUCAAUUCAUUUCGGAGAUCCUGCUUUUGUAUGUGCAGUACCUUUUACUGUUUAGUUGGUCAUUUCAUAGAAACUUUUUUGUUGUUGUUGUUAGUCAGGAUUUGGUUUUGUAAAUAAGUAUCAACUGAAUUCAACAAAAUCCCGGCAAUAUACGAUAAGUGAGGCGGAUAAACAUUUGAAUCCACUUGGACAUGUGUAGAUGACACUGGACCCCAAAGUCCUCCUUUUCCUCAGAGGUAAAGGUACUGGGUAUCCUCAGACCUUGAUCUUAAGGAUGGGAAAGCUGAUUUAUGCUCACGGAACUGGCAUGUCUUUCUGCUUGUCAGCUAACAAGUAUCAUGUUGGCCCUUGAUGAUCUGAGCCCACUUCACCGGUUUGAUCUUCUCCAAGAGUCACUUGAGUAACAUUAAAGGACUUUUAUAUACUAGGACUUAAUCUGCAAAACUGAAUGGUUUCAUGCACUCAACAUUAUAA
Molecule: messenger RNA, 5466 nt
Organism: Mus musculus (house mouse)
Lineage: Eukaryota; Metazoa; Chordata; Mammalia; Rodentia; Muridae
Gene: Usp26
Product: ubiquitin specific peptidase 26
Exons: 8
Coding region: 737-3244 (835 amino acids)
Biological process (GO): protein deubiquitination
Cellular component (GO): nucleus
Molecular function (GO): cysteine-type deubiquitinase activity
Source: RefSeq, a predicted model, not a curated record